Molecule: messenger RNA, 201 nt
Organism: Protopolystoma xenopodis
Lineage: Eukaryota; Metazoa; Platyhelminthes; Monogenea; Polystomatidea; Polystomatidae
Source: the annotation of a GenBank genome assembly
AUGCUUAGCAUACAAGUCUGUGAGACUCACCCGGUGUCUCUGAGUCCACCGAUCCAGCGGGUGGCAUGCAGCGAUGGACGGCUGAUCUUGCCCGAGAUUCCGAUCAACUGGUCCCUCUUCGUCGGUCGGCAUAACACGUCACGUCAGUCGGCGCUAGGCGAACACGCCUACAGAGGUGUACAGCAUAGUGUGCCUCUCUGA